AUGGUGGGUGAUCGACCGCGACACCCCAGAGAGAGCAAGCUAGUCCCUGCCCUUUGGCUGGAUGGGAGCUCUUUGAGUGACUAUUUCCCUAUCAAGUUGGUGAGGACGGCCGCGCUGCCCCCCGAUCGGAGCUAUGUGCUGGGCUCCCACCCCCAUGGCAUCAUGUGUGCUGGGGCCUUCAAAGCCUUCUGUACUGAGGGCUCUGGCUUCUCCCGGCUCUUCCCUGGCCUGCGGCCCAGCCUGGCCCUGCUGGCAGGGCUCUUCCCCCUGCCUGUCUACCGCGAGUACAUGAUGAGUGCUGGGAUGUGCCCAGUGAGCCGCCGCAGCCUGGAUUUCCUGCUCUCCCGGCCUGGCAAUGCAGUGGUGAUUGUGGUGGGGGGUGCAUCUGAGUCGCUGGACUGCGCCCCUGGGCAGCACCGUGUCACACUGCAGCACCGCACCGGCUUUGUGCGCCUGGCGCUGCAGCACGGGGCUGCCCUGGUUCCUGUCUAUUCCUUCGGGGAGAACGAUAUCUUCCAGCAGCUCAUCUUCCCGCCAGACAGCUGGCUCCGGCGCCUGCAGCUUCGCUUCAAGGACCUGAUGGGCUUUGCGCCCUGCCUGUACUGGGGGCGCGGACUGCUGCCCUUCCCCUCGCCCAUCACUGUUGUGGUGGGGAGCCCCAUCCUGGUGCCGCGUCGCCCCUUCCCCACCCCACAGGAGGUGGCUCACUACCACCAGCUCUACCUGGAGCAGCUGCACCAGCUCUUUGACCAUCACAAAGCCAGUUGCGGGGUGCCGGCUGGCUGCCAGCUCAGUGUGGUCUAGGACCCUGGCUGAGGGCCUGCGCCCACACCAGCUGGGACCUGCCACCUGCUGCCUCAGUGUGAUCUCGGGACCUGGGCCAGGCCAUGUACACAUUCUCCAGCAUCCUCUGAGCCCUGGGGGGGGAGGGGUUUUCUCCUUCCUGUCUGCUCAGUGUCAUCUGAGCCCCCUCCUCCAUCCUGCAAGAUUGGUUCCUCUCGGGGUUCUGACCCACCCCCACUGUGCUGCGGGUGCACGGUUAUCUAGGGCAGUGUUUCCCAACCUUUUUUUUUUAUAAAGUAUCCCCUUUAAAAAAAAUCAUAAGUACCCCCAGUACCUACAGUUUUUAGAGACACAUUUUUUUUCUACCAUUGCAACACAUUUGAUAAAACAACUUAAUCAUAGCUGAUGAACUUUUUGGGUGUAAACAGUACAAAAA
Pelodiscus sinensis (Chinese soft-shelled turtle) is the source of this 1219-nucleotide messenger RNA. The record is from RefSeq and is a predicted model, not a curated record. Lineage: Eukaryota; Metazoa; Chordata; Testudines; Trionychidae.